CUUGCUGAUGUAUCCACAUCAAGGUGAGCCGCAGUGCCCUAUAUGAGUAUCAUCCAUAAGGGCUGUAUAAAGCGCUACUGCUCGCUAGCCACUCCUCGGGAUUGUCGUCUUCAGGGCAGAUUGUACCCACUGGCAUGACAUCGGACUACACCUUGUAUCCGAGUCCUCAGAAAUCGGACUACACCUUGUAUCCGAGUCCUCAGAAGGGCACUCAUCAAGUCCUGACUACCUGGGAUCUCGAGCAUACAGCAACCGAGGUGCCACUUCACGCUGUACUUUUUGCGCGUAACGUGUCUCCAAUCACUGGCCACUCCCCCACUCUCAAUAGCUUUUUGUCGAAUGUGCCCAGUACUAGUGGCCCGGGUGACACCGGAUCCACUUCCUUAGAACGAAGGGCAAGUUCCGCCACAACAAACACUGGACAAUUGUCCUCAUCUAGCCAGGUCACGACAACCAGCACCGUGACCACUCUUGCAAUCUCAACACCACAACCGAGUAGUGCAACAGAACAGCAAGUACUACGCAAACAAACAAUCAUUUCAGGCUUCGUAGCUGGGGUACUAGGCGGGUUGGGAGUCCUCGUUGCCUUCAUUGCCGUUGCAAUAGCUAUUUGGCUGUGCCGACGCAGACGACACCGCUGUCAGCGCCGUGCGGACUACCUUGUAAAUGCACGCACAAGUUGGCGGCCAAUCGUCGACACCUUCGCAGGACACCCCCCUUCAAGUUCGGAAACCACUGUGACGGGGACGACUUCUUCUACCCGUGUGGAUUUCGGCGAAGUCCAAGCCAGCGAAAGUCAAUAUCCGCUGCGUCACCCACGGCGCAGGCCGAAGGACCCCAUGGCCGAGCUCUAUGCGCUAGUUGUGCGCCCUCGCACGUCUCACUACCAAGCUGAGGACGUAGACGCGUCUGUAAGCGCAUCUAGGGAGUGGCUCGGUGCGCACUUUGAUAAGGAAGAGGUUGGGUCGAUCCGACACGUCGCGUCGGAGGACGGAGGGUCGGUGUCAGUAGGCACGGCAGUGUAGGGAUAUGCAGGUUUUCUGGGCUGGACACGCCGAGUGAUUACGAAUAGCUGACAUGGACAUCCCGUAUAUACCAUAUGUAUCACGCCUCACCAUCGUCGACGCGUCUCGAUCUCUGCGCAUGUCCGGCCUGGACUUUGUACGAGCGAGCGCUUACGUAGUAGUAGCGCCACACUGACAGUGACAGGCGUCUAUGGCUGCGCUCAAGCGCUCAACUUGCCCAACCCUCCUCCUCCUCCUCCAUUCACGACGGUCGGG
Molecule: messenger RNA, 1280 nt
Organism: Fomitopsis serialis
Lineage: Eukaryota; Fungi; Basidiomycota; Agaricomycetes; Polyporales; Fomitopsidaceae
Exons: 4
Coding region: 135-1025 (296 amino acids)
Source: RefSeq, a predicted model, not a curated record